GUCAAGAGCGACGACUGCCACGGCGCAGAAGCGUCGGAUCCGGCGCUAACACCCAUCACCAAUGCGGCCGCCGCGCACGCUUCCGCUGCCGCACUUCACUCUCCCGCCGCUUGCCGGCGAGGACCUCGCCUUCGUCACCGCCCUCCGCUCCCACCUCUCCUCCUCCCCGGAGCUCGCGCCCUCCUCCCUCUCCCGCUUCCUACCCCAACUCAACCACCUCCGCCUCUCACACCUCCUCCUUUCCCCGCCCCGGGUGCCCCACGACGUCCUCUCCUCCCUCCUCCCCUCGCCGCCGCCCCCGCUCCCCUUCGCCCUCCUCCUCCACGCCCUCACCCCGCGCCGCUCCUCCGAGCUCCUCGCCUCACUGCUCCCCUCCAUCUCGCACCACGCCUUCCCGGAGCUCCUCCACCACCUCAUCUUGACCGCUCGCCUCGCCGCCGGGAGCCGCGGCACCGGCGCCGCAGUGCCGGCCGUCGAAGUUCUCUUCUCUGCUUGCGCGCGCCGAAACAAGCUCUCUCAGGCCACGCUCACCUUCCGCGCCAUGCGUGCGCAUGGCCUGCUCCCGCGGGUCGAGUCCUGCAACGUCUUCAUCUCCGCGGCGCUCCGCCUGAAGCGCCCCGAGAUCGCCGUGUCCUUCUUCCGGGAGAUGCGCCGGUGCUGUAUCUCGCCCAACAUGUACACGGCCAACAUGGUGUUGCGGGCCUUCUGUGCCUUGGGGCGGGUCGCCGACGCGGCCACGGUGCUCGAUGAAAUGCCGGAUUGGGGGCUUGAUAGGACGGUGGUCAGCUUCAACACGCUGAUCGCAGCUUAUUGUAAGGAGCAUGGUGGUCUGGAACAUGCGCUGGAGCUGAAGAAGAGGAUGGAGCUGGAGGGGCUAGCGCCCAGUGAGGUGACCUAUAACACGAUCCUCCAUGUGCUGUGCAAGGAGGGAAGGAUGCAGCAAGCGAAUCGUUUGUUGAGCGAAAUGAAGGUGAAGAGGGUUGUGCCGAACACAGUGACAUACAAUACUCUGAUUUAUGGGUAUGUCAUGCAUGGUGAUAAUGGCACAGCGUGGAGGGUUCAUGAAGGGAUGGUUAAGAAUGGAGUCGAGCUUGAUAUCAUAACUUACAAUGCGCUCAUUCUUGGUCUUUGCCGGGAUGGGAAGAUAAAAAAGGCCGUGCAUUUGUUUCAGCAGCUUGACAGGUCCAAGCUUGAACCGAAUGCUUCAACUUUCUCAGCGUUGAUUCUUGGGCACUGUAAGGCGCAGAAUUCAGAGCGAGCACUGCAACUGUUGAAUGUGAUGAAAAAAUCUGGCUUCCAUCCGAAUUACGACACAUAUAAGAUUGUUAUAUCUACUUUCUACAAGAAUAAGGAUUUUGAAGGAGCAGUGGAUGUGAUGAAGGAGCUUCUCGAGGUGUGCAUGGCUCCUGACAAGGCCUUAUUGCAUGAAUUCUUUGAAGCCCUCUCAAAGGCUAAAAAACUCCACCUAGCAGAAGGUCUGCAGUUAGCUGAUAAAGGUGGAAAGUUUAUUCCAUCUAUCUACUAUACUGGUGAUUACAGGAACAACGGCGAAGAGAAAACUGCAUGUUAACAUGCAGAAACCUCAAUGAGGCCUCAUUAGAAUGUACGAUUGGUUUGUUUGGAGAACAAUAGAACUUAAAUCCUUCUGCUUGUACAAAUGUGGAAUUUGUGUUGACACAUGCCUAUGAGCGGUUCUGUUUGGGUUAAAUGAAGACAACCUGACAAUUAUUCUUGCCUGUAGGUAGCUGAAUUGCUUAAUCCUGAGAGAAGAUGACUGUAGCAAAUGGAGUACUACAUACUGCAUACUACAUGUCUACACAAAGAUGUCAGCCAAGAAUUCUUCAUAAUCAGAUGCUUAUGGAGUUACAGGCUUGCACUUUUCUUGGAACAACUUGUGUUAUUCCAUUGACAGAGUAUCCGAUGAAACUCCACUAGUGGAAAUUUGAAUUGAUUUGUGCUGGUUCUAGCACCAGCACCAUAUCAGAUAGUGCUCACUUCAAACAUCUUCUUGAAACCAUCUAAAAGGCCAUCUGUUCGGCUGUUCAAAUUCAAAUUCAGUUUGUAUUGGAGGAAAAUUUCUGCAGGCAAAGCAGUUGGCACUGACUUCCCCAUUUUCUUCAGUUUUUGAACAUGGCUUAUAAGACGUUGUGGUUCUCCUCUUUUAUACGCCUCUCCACACAAUUUUGUUUGAAUAUGUAUUUUGUAAGAGACGUUUGAUAAACUAACAAUUACCACAAAAAAGAAAACCAUUGUGCAUGAAGAUGACAGAUACAAUAUCUCUAUCAACUAUUCAACUGUGAAUUUUCAUGAUGCACAACACACUCAAUAUAGUAAUAUCUCCAUGACAAAGAUUAGUUACUUACGUAGCUAUAUUUGACUCCUGGUUUGUCUAUUAAAGGAAAAUGUUAGUAGUUUUCAGCAUUUCCAUUAUGGCAGUCAUCCUGUUUUAUGGUGAUCAGCAUAGUACUACCUUAUUUGCCUUCACAUGCAUAAUUCUACAUUCUGUUGUUUCAGCUUGAGUAUAUUGGAAGCAAGCACAGGCACUAAAUUCUUAAAAUGCACACGUAGGUCCAUAUACCCUUCCCAUUCUGGCAUUAUUCUCCAUCUUCAAGAUACUGUAAAUAUGAAUUUACUGCUUUUACACAAGAUUCCUGUUCCCAUCGUCUGAGUAUGUCAUUGCCAGGAUUCAGUCUUUUGCCUGACAGAUUGUAAGACUGAAAUUUAGCCUCAAGUUUCUUCUUAUGCCGUACUGAAAAGGACUGGCCUAAACACAUGGAUGCACUAUCUGUAUUUAAAAUAUUACUAGGCGUUACCUUUUUCUCCAAUCAAGCUAGUUGGUAGAUACUCUUUCUAACUAACGCUGAAAUUUUUUGACAACAAUUUUCUCAAUGAAAAAUGAAGUAUCAGGGCACAGAAGUCCAUAGGCAACAACACUAUCGCUGUUUCAGCUAAAGUCAAUGUGAGCAUGGCUAAUCCAACUGCAGUCACGAAGCUACAGAUUAGAUGCCCAAUGGUGUUGCGUCCGUCAGUGGCAUGCCAAUCUUUCUCCGUUCUGGUACAGCAGGAUACUUGAUAAUGACUGAAUGAGAAGAGCACAUGCGAGGAGAAGAUACGGGACGAGAAGGCAUGUUGUUACUGCUUGGAUCGCGAGGAUUGUUGCUCACGGUGGUCGUCAGUUCGUCAGAUGUGUGCUGCCGUCCAGGAUCAGCAAGAGAAAUUGCCUCUUCUUUCAGGUCGUCUAUAGAUACACACACAUACCCUGUUUGCUUGCGAUCUGGUGCGAUGAGAGGCUUUCAGAAACAGUAUUGCUACAUCUAGUCUUUUUUUUUUUUUUGCGAAUUUGCUACAUCUAGUCUCGGUUGCU
Molecule: messenger RNA, 3364 nt
Organism: Triticum aestivum (bread wheat)
Lineage: Eukaryota; Viridiplantae; Streptophyta; Magnoliopsida; Poales; Poaceae
Product: pentatricopeptide repeat-containing protein At4g26680, mitochondrial
Exons: 2
Coding region: 62-1570 (502 amino acids)
Molecular function (GO): protein binding; mRNA binding
Source: RefSeq, a predicted model, not a curated record